This is a messenger RNA of Funneliformis geosporum, 1620 nucleotides long. The record is from the annotation of a GenBank genome assembly. Lineage: Eukaryota; Fungi; Glomeromycota; Glomeromycetes; Glomerales; Glomeraceae.
AUGUUCGGGUGGGAUGGGAAAUCUGAAUUGGGCACGUUAAAUUCCCAACCAGACCGCAAAAAAGCGAAAGAGUGGGAGGAGAAACGCUCGUGUAGGCAGGUGACAAUUGCAGGCAUCAGUGGAACUAUAAACGGAAAUAUAUAUGGUGGAGAUUUCACUGGAUCAACCGAAAUACAGGACAUUAAUAAAGUCUCAAAACGAACAAUAGAUGAUUAUUUCGAUUCUGUUACUCCGCCUUCCCAAAUUCGCACAAGCGAAUAUUAUCAUUCAUAUAAACGUCAACGUAGACCGAGACAGGAUUUGUAUAAACAGGACAUUAGGAUUAAGCCUUUUAACCCAUGGGGAUCGGAUAAUGAAGAAGAUAGCAAUAAUGACGAGCGAGAUAUUAGGAUUGAGCCUUCAAAUCCGUUGGGAUCGGAUAAUGAAGAAAAUAACAAUGAAGAAUUUGUUGAUAGUGAAAGCGAGGACGAUUCAUAUGAUGAAAUCAUUAAAAACCCCGAAACAAUCUCUUUUGAUGAGUAUGUGGGUGUAACUCAUAAUGAGACUGACUGGACGUUGAAAGAUGGCCGUAAGAUUAUUGAUGAACUUACAAAAAACACUGCCGAAUUAGUGAAAUCGAUCUCAGUUAAAAGCAAGAAAGAACGAACAGCAUGCAUCAUGAGUGUUAUUCGUUUGGGGUUUUCGUCAAUAAUAGAUUUGUCCUCAGAAUUUCAUAACGGAAUGUAUAACUGGUUCGGGAGUGAAUGGGAUGAUAUUCAAGAAAAAGUGUACAAUAAAGUCAACAUGACCCCCAAUUUUUUUGAAGGCGAAACUAAAACGAUUGUUGAUACGGUUGAAGAAUACUUGUUUAAAAUAAGAACUAAGAAAAAUACUCCAAUAGUUCAACAAAUCGCAACCGUGUAUUUUCAUGUGAUCGACAAAUUCCUUGAUAAUCCAUACUUGUUUAUCGAGGAAACCGGAAAAUUAAAGAAUCUUAGUGAAAUGGAGUAUGUGAUAAAUAUUAUAGCACCGAUUCUGAACGACGUUUUCAAUGACGUCUUGGAUAUUUUGAAUCUCCGUUGGGGAGAAACCGUGUCUGCUGUUUCCGAGAGGCGACGGAAGAUUGACCUUAGAAUUGUUCACAAAUGUAGAGAGAUAGAGCUAAGUCAUACGGAGUGCGCAAAGGCUCCAACACGUGCCAAGGCUAUUCGUGACCGCUCAAAAUGUCUGAGAACAGAAAAAGGUGUUCUUGACAAAUUUCUGAAAGAAGACCUAUCGGAUGAGACAGUGAAAGAUUCGGCAAUCCUUGGAUUACAAUUUGCUGGCCUAGAGGGUCAGAUAAUUGGAGUUGACCUUCUUGACAAUGGCCUUUACUUUGGCCUUCAAGGACCUCACUUUAGAUUUCCUGCGCAACUAUCGAACAUUAAUUGCCUCCGAAACGCACUUGAAGCAUUAUAUUUCUUUAAAGAAAAUGUAGUUCGUAAGGCAAAUCUCUUUCCUGAUCCAAAAAAAUACAAUCAUGCUUAUAACAAGAUAUUUCGUAACAAUUUGGAAUCCAAAGUCAAAGCAAAGCAUUUUAAAACAAAGUUUAUUAGGCCAACCUAUUUCACUCCAAAGGGCCAAGGUCAAGCUUCUAUUUGA